AGUCACCCUUGGUCACGUAGGACAUUUUUCCGUUCAUUUGCCCUCGCCACUGCUCAGCGUUUGUGUGCGUCUCAGAUGGCUGUCAGCAUGACCAUGGGGCGAGACACCAAAUGGCUGACCUUGGAAGUGUGUCGUGAGUUUCAGAGAGGCACCUGCUCUCGGUCUGAUUCCGAGUGUAAGUUUGCACAUCCCUCACGGAGCUGCCAUGUGGAGAAUGGUCGAGUCAUCGCCUGCUUUGAUUCGCUCAAGGGUCGUUGCACACGAGAGAACUGUAAAUACCUGCACCCACCUCCACACCUGAAAACUCAGCUGGAGAUUAAUGGGAGAAACAACCUGAUCCAACAGAAGGCCGCGGCUGCCAUGUUGGCUCAACAGAUGCCCUUCAUGCUGCCUGGAGCGCAACUGCAGCCGAUUACAACAUUUCCAGUGACACCCUCCCUGGCAACCAGUCCCAGCAUGGCAUUCAGUCCAUAUCUCAGCCACAUGGGCCCAGCUAUGGGCUUGAUGCCUGAGCUGCUUCCCACCUCCCCCCUUCUUGUCCCUGGGAGUCCCACAGGCCUGGCAGCAAUGGGGAAUGGCACCUCGGCACAAAAACAUGCGCGCACAGACAAGCUAGAGGUUUGUCGAGAAUUCCAGCGUGGUAACUGCACACGGGGUGAGAACGAAUGCCGCUACGCUCACCCUCUAGAGGCUGGCAUGGUGGACUGCAGCGAGAACUCCGUCAUCGUCUGUAUGGACUACAUAAAGGGCCGCUGCAGCCGAGACAAGUGCAAGUAUUUCCACCCACCGGCUCACCUGCAGGCCAGGAUCAAGGCCUCGCAGCACCAAGCCAGUCAAAACACAGCAUCUGCAUCCUUGGCUUUGCCUCCAGGAGCUGUGCAGACUCUACCGAAGAGGCAGAUUAUAGAGAAGAGCAAUGGAGCUGCAACUACAGUCUUCAACCCCAGCGUGUUUCACUACCAGCAAGCACUGGCCAACAUGCAGCUCCAGCAACCAGCCUUUAUCUCCACAGUAGAUCCCUCAGAGAUUCUGACCUCUGAUCCAGUGGACCUCCAGUGUGUUCCCAUGGAAACCCAUUUCUGCCCCGUCCCCAAACUGCUGGUGUCGGCUCCAGUGGCUCUGAACUCAGUAAGCCUUUCACGUAACCCCAGUUAAAGUCCUUGAAGCCCUGCAGCAAACACGUGCCUCGCCUAUGUGCACACCGACUGAGUGGGAAACUUCUCUCACGACGUUCUGAAAGCUGCGACGGUUCAUGCAAUACAAGCUAGGACUUAUUUCUGCUGCUUCACGGCAGCCCUCCCGAUGCAUAGUGACUCGAUGAGCAAUAGAGGUCCCUUGUUCUGACAGCCAUACAUGACCACACCUUACGUGUGUCGCAAAGGGCACACGCACACUUGAACAC
Molecule: messenger RNA, 1402 nt
Organism: Nematolebias whitei (Rio pearlfish)
Lineage: Eukaryota; Metazoa; Chordata; Actinopteri; Cyprinodontiformes; Rivulidae
Gene: mbnl3
Product: muscleblind-like splicing regulator 3
Exons: 6
Coding region: 76-1155 (359 amino acids)
Molecular function (GO): metal ion binding
Source: RefSeq, a predicted model, not a curated record